Molecule: messenger RNA, 892 nt
Organism: Rhizophagus irregularis DAOM 181602=DAOM 197198
Lineage: Eukaryota; Fungi; Glomeromycota; Glomeromycetes; Glomerales; Glomeraceae
Source: RefSeq, a predicted model, not a curated record
AAAAACCAUGUCAUCUCGUAAAAACAAAAAGAUUCCACCAUCUAAAAAAAAUUCUCCAAACAAUGCACCAUCUAAAAAAAAUUCUCCAAACAAUGCACCGUCUAAAAAUAUUCUUCCAAACAAUACACCAUCUAAUAAUAUUUCUCCAAACAAUGCACCAUCUAAUAAUAUUGAUCCUUUAACAGCUUUCGCACCUAAUAGAAAUCUUCGAUCUGCUUCUCGAAAGGUGCAAAAACAACCAGUUUUACCAUCAAAUAAUAAUAAAGAUGAUAAUAACAAUGGUUCAGUUUUGAAUAACACUAGCAAUAUAAAUCGUAAAGCGUCAAGAUCCGAAUCUAGCGGACUCAGCGGUAGAACAUCAUCUGAAUCCAUUAAUAGGACGUUAUCUACUUCAACUUCUGGCUUUAAGAAUACCUUGGUUAAAUCGUGCAAUGAUCUUUUCCAAACUGACAAAAAUCCUACAGAUGAAAGUAUGCGGGAAGCAAUUUAUACAGCUUUAGUUAAUGAACAUCCAGAUGAAGUUGAAAAAAUAGAAAAGACUAAAGAUGGAUGGUUCAGAUGUGCGUAUGAAAAUCUUUGGAACGGCGUAGAUGAAAGUGGCAAUGAUCCUUGUGAUACUUAUAUUAGCUGUAUCACUAAAGAAGUUCUGAAAUCUAAUGAACGUACUAGUAAUAACUGUUUGUUUAUUAUAGCUAUUGUAGAUUUAAUGUUUGAUCCUAACAUUCAGACUACAGUACUCUCUGGUGAAUCAAUAAUUAAAUGUAUGGCUGAAAAAGCCAAAGCUAAUGAGGAUAUGGAAUUACAACAGAAAUCCAAUGAAUUAGACGAUGAGGAAGCCGAGAAUGAAAAUUAUAAAAAAGAUAUGAAUAUGAGGUCUAUACUGAUAGAGUAA